Messenger RNA from Penicilliopsis zonata CBS 506.65, 894 nucleotides. RefSeq lists its product as hypothetical. NCBI's taxonomy places the organism in Eukaryota, Fungi, Ascomycota, Eurotiomycetes, Eurotiales, Aspergillaceae. The record is from RefSeq and is a predicted model, not a curated record. The coding region runs from base 1 to 894 and encodes 297 amino acids. The transcript has a single exon.
AUGGCUCCCAAACCACUGCCAUUCCCCGGCUUCACCCCGUUAUCCGACAGGGUGUAUGUCCGCGAUGGCCACGACAAGAUGCAAGCAAUGCAAGCAAUGCAAGACAGCACCCCCGACGCACCCACAUCGAUCAUCAUCUUCGGCUGGGGCGACGGGAUGCCAAAACACGUCUCCAAGUAUGCCGACGGCUAUCUCGAGCUGUUCCCCUGUGCGCGGAUCCUCGUGGUGAUAUCAGGCACCCUGCAGGCGUCGAACCAAGGGCUCGAAUCGCGCGUGCACGCCAUGAUGCCCAUCAUCGACCUGGUCUUCCCUACUCCGACAGGCAGUGGGAACGGCGAGGAACGCAUCCUCCUCCACGUCAUGUCCAACACGGGCGGGAUCUUCGCCGGGGCAACAGUGGUGGCCUACCAACAACGCCACGGGGCAGAGCAUCGCUUCCCUCACCGACUGAUCGUGUGCGACUCCACGCCCGGCAGUCUAGAUUUCGCCAGCCAGGUCGGUCGCUGGUCGCACGCCAUGGCCGUGGGCACUGCGAAGCACUUCCCCUGGCCGGUCGCCAUCACGCAGGCCCUGUGGUACGUCUUCCUGUGGUCGAACUGGGCGUGGGAGCGUGUCCGGGGCGCGGAGCCGUCGGGGGUGUGGGCGACGCGGGUUCUCAACGACCAUGCAAUCACCUUGCGCGACGCUCAUCGGCUGUAUCUCUAUUCCAAGGAGGACGAGAUCAUCUGGUGGGAGGAUCUGGAGGAGAACGUCGCCAGGGUGAGACAGCUGGGCUAUUCGGCUGACCUGGAGAUGUUCCAUGGUUCACCGCAUGUCGGCCAUAUGAGGAUGCAUCCGGAGCAGUACUGGGCGAGGAUUCUAUCUUGUUGGAACCUCUCCAGUAGAGUAGAGUAG